AUGUCGAAUGCACUUACUAUCAUAGCCUCCUUCAGCUUGGAUCAUGUUUUCUCAGAUGAUCAUGCAGGUUUUUCGGAGGAGAGAUUCAAGGCGGGCCGCUGGUAUCAUCCUGGUGUCCAAUGGCGUCAGUCAAGUCGUGGUCUAUUCUGCAUGCAGCUAAAGCAGCCCCUCGUCGCGAGCACAAUCUUUUCCACCCAUCUUGUAUCCGCGCUCUUCGAAAGGACCUACCGGUCUUCUCCACUGGCCAUUCAACCGCUGAGCAUGCUCUUCCGCGCUGCCUCGUACGAUCCAGACAACACAACUGUCUUCCUCGUCUGCCCCACCGGUUCUGCAGUCGCACAUCCCGGCCCGGUAAUAUACGACAGCGCGGGCGAGCUAGUCUGGGCAGACCUCUCCAUUGGCGCGUGUUUUGACCUCGACUUGCAAACAUAUCGUGGCGCGCGGGUGCUCACUUUCUGGGUCGGGAAUGGGAAUGCGGGAAUCGGCAAGCAGACUGGGAACGGGACAGGGAAGAUAUUCGAUGAGCAGUAUGAAUGGGUGGUGAAUGUGUCGGCAGAGAACGGGGGCGUUUGCAUUGUCAUGAGCUUUGCAUUGUGCGGCCAGAGAAUAAGACGUCACCAGCGUAUAAUCCAGUCCCGGUAUUCUUCUACUUUGCACUGA
Messenger RNA from Mycena indigotica, 660 nucleotides. Its product is annotated as HMA domain-containing protein. The record is from RefSeq and is a predicted model, not a curated record. Lineage: Eukaryota; Fungi; Basidiomycota; Agaricomycetes; Agaricales; Mycenaceae. The transcript is spliced from 2 exons. Bases 1 to 660 code for a protein of 219 amino acids.